AUGGCCUUAAGGGUUGAUACUGAAAGAAGACUAGCUGAAUUUUUCUCAACAGCCGCUAGCGGUGAGCUUGAAGUUGAAAACGCCCGCAUCGCUCUCUCAGAGAACCGUGACUUUGAUCCUUAUUCAGCCUUUAAAGUCCUUGACCGGUUUUCCAAUGGUUAUCUCAACUACAUAGACAUCAAAACUUUCCUCGAGAACAAUCGCAUUUUUGUCUCUUCCCAAGAAAUCGAUAUGCUUAUCAGCCAAUAUGACUCAGACUCAGAUGGACGCUUAGUUUUGAGUGAUUUUCAUCAACUUACCCUCCCUUCAACCAAUCUAGUUAUACGUGACAUUGCCUUAAACCGCUCAGGUAUUUUACGGUUAUCGGUAGAUGUCGAGUUUCUACUAGUCAGGCUUCUUGAUAAAGAAAUUAGUUUGCAAAGGAGACUAGAAGCAAUCCGCAAGGACCUUGAGCUCUUUCCAGAAUUUUCUAUUAUCAAGGCAUUCGACACAAUUGACUACCCUUCAUCAGGAUUUGUAACAAGGGACAAAAUUGCAGAUUUUUUGAGGAAAAAUCUGAUAAGUGCUUUUAGUGAUGAUAUUGAUGCGAUUUUGAGGAGAUUUGAUGUAGAUAGUGAUGAGAGACUGAGCUACAGCGAGUUUUCUGAUGCAGUAAAAGCGACAACACUUACAAGCUAUACGAGGUCACCAAUUAGAGAGUCACCUUCUAGGUCUAGGAGACAUUCAUCACCGCUAAGAAGGUCUCAAAGCCCUACUAUAGAUAUAAAAAGAAACAGGCAGAAAUAUUUGGCAAUUUUUAUUAAUUUUGCAUAAAAUAUGAGAUUUUUCGACUAUUUUUUUAGUAGUUUUUGCAGAAAAAAGGAUAGAAGCCCAAAUAGAUCAAUAGAUUCUUCAAGAUUUGACGCUUCUAUUACCAGAAGUCCUGGAAGAUCUCAGUUAUUAACAAGCUCUAAUGGCUUUGAUAGGUCUUUAAGAUCUCCUUCAGGAAUUCCAGAUUAUUAGAUUAGAUUAAUUAACUCUAGCGGGUCACGGAGGUUUAUUUCAGCCUCUACCCAGCGCUGCCAGCUUCAAGCUCGCGCUCUAUGCACCGGCUCUGUAGCUCACUCCAUUUUUCAGUCGACGUCACCAAAAAAUGGUGACGUCGCCAUCUAACAGGGAGACUCACCCAGGUACUCCUUGAUCAGGGGUCUAACGACCCGGCGCCAUCCUUUCCGAGGAGGGAGAAAAGUAGCCUCGCGGAGUCUCCUUCAGGUCCUCAAAGCUCCCCACAUAAAGAUCUUCCUCACUUCCCUUCUAGUCCUGAAGUUUGACUCCUGAUACAUCGGCUCUGGUCUUCUUGUCUUUGCGAGAGGUAAAAAAACCUUGUCGUGGUGUCCCGACCAAGGUAAAAAAAAAACCACCCUGGACACAAUACCCAGGCCCCGUUUACUUCUUAGUCCCGUAGUCCCUGAGGGUACAGGAGAAGGACGGGUCGGGUGGCUCGCCAUUUUAAUUGUGUUGGGAAUUCCAGAAGAAUCAGAAAUCGUAGGUGUUUUCAGGCAGCAAAUUGAUUUAGAUAGAGAUUUGGAAUCUGCAAGAAGAGAUUUAGCGCUAUGCCCUGAUUUCACGCUGAUUGAUGCUUUUAAUUUGUUUGAUUUGAAUAAUGUUGGCUAUGUCACCCAGCUUGAGUUUGAAGAUACUUUGAGAUCACUUACUUCUCGGAUUUAUUUAUUAAAGUAUUUUUUUUAAUAAAAUUUUUUAAAAAAAAAAAAAUAAUUUUUUAUUAUAGUGCAUAAGAGAUAGAGUUUAUCCGAUAAAAGAUGAGGUCUCAUUACUCUUUAAGCACUAUUCUUAUGUUGAGAGAAGACUGACAUUUACCGAUUUCUGCAAAAUUGUUACCACUAAAGAUCUAGAAUAUGCAAGACUUAUUAAUAACAGAAUCCCACAAAACCUACCGAGAUAUGAACGACAAAGGACUUUCAGCCUAAGCACAGAAAACUUGUUAUCAAGGGUCAUGAAAUUAAACUUGGAAAAUGAAACUGUGGCUGAAAGCCUAUCUCAUUCUAUUUAAAAGAUCUUGCUCACUAAUGAAGGAGGGUUUAAUGUUUUUUGUGAAAAAAAAAUUAUUAAAAAUGUAAAAAUAAUUUUUAUUGCAAAUAUUUGAAAUGAAAAAACUAAUUUAAUUUAAAAUUAAUUUUUAGGGAUGCAGCUGUUAAAAUAGCGAGAGAUCUCGUUAUUAUAACCAUUAAAAAUAUAUCAAAUUAAAAUAUAUAAAAAAUUUUGCUCGAAACUGGGUUAAAUUUAUUGAAAAUAGUGUAAUGGUUUGUUUGCUAAUUAAAAGGGGUUGUAAGGCAAAAGCUAGAAAGAAGGCCUUUAUUCAGUAAAACUGAUGCAUUCCAAUCUGUAGACAGGGAUAGAAAUGGCUAUAUCACGUUCAAUGAAUUUGAAAACUUGCUGCAGGAUUAUGGGAUUUAUGUGUCAAGAAAAGACGUGGAAAACUUGAUGGAGAGAUACGAUAAAGAUAAGGACGGAAGAGUGUCAUAUUCAGAGUUCUUGAAUGAGGUUACUCCAAAAUCUCCUAGAAAAUACUAUUCUAUUUUAAUAAUAGAAUAGAUAGAUUAUUAGAGAUGAAGCACGCUUAAAAUCGAUAAGAAAUUUUAUUUAGGAUGCUAUUAAUUUUCAAGCUUCAAUAAUAAGCAGCAUAACUCCAGAUAAAAUAAUUUAAUUUUUAAAAAUAAUUAUAAAUAUAACAGAAUAAUAAUUUUUUCAGAAUUUCUGGAUAUAGAUUAA
Messenger RNA from Blepharisma stoltei, 2769 nucleotides. The record is from the annotation of a GenBank genome assembly. Lineage: Eukaryota; Ciliophora; Heterotrichea; Heterotrichida; Blepharismidae.